AUGCCAAUAGAAAUCUCAGAGUUGCCAAGGAUUUGCAAAGGGAGCUUUCCCAGAAGCAAAAUAUUGCAAAGCAUGAAACUUGUUAGAACCGAGUUAUUUGGCAUUUCUUAUAUGGGAAGACCCUUAGAAAGAUUCAAAGGUUGUUCAGACUAUUCUACUCUUGCAGAAGUUAAUGAUAACAUUGAUAAGGGUACUGGAAAAAUGACAUUAGCAAAGAACUUGGCUUUUGUUGUUGCAGAAUCCUCCAAAUUUGACGAGAGAAGACAGAAAAGUCGAAUGGAGCUUAAGAGGUCUCUUGAACUUCGUAUAAAGAAGAGGGUGAAGGAGCAAUAUUUUAAUGGAAAAUUUCAUGAUCUAAUGACCAAAGUGAUUGCAAAUCGAGAAACACUUCAGGAUGCUUAUAAUUGUAUACGGCUCAAUGCAAAUGUUGAUAUAGCAUUAGAUGAUGAUAAUAUAUCUUUUGAAUGCAUGGAAAAAGAGCUCUCUGGUGGAUGUUUUGAUAUUGGUGGAAAUACAUUCUCUAUUGCCACAAAGGGUGCAAGAAAGGAAAUCCUUUUCCUUCCAAAGUUAAAGUUGAAGGUUGUUCAAGAGGCUAUUAGAAUAGUUUUGGAAGUUGUUUAUAGGCCCUACUUUUCCAAAAUUUCUCAUGGUUGUCGAAGUGGACGGGGUCAUCAUACAGCAUUAAAAUACAUCAGCAAAGAGAUCUCUAAUCCUGACUGGUGGUUUACAUUGAUCAUAAGCAAAAAGCUGGAUGCCUGUAUCCUUGAUAAACUUAUCUUCAUAAUGGAGGAAAAACUACAAGACCCCUGCUUAUUCGAUAUGAUUAAAGGUAUGUUUGAUGCCCAGGUACUUAAUAUGGAAUUUGGGGGUUACCUAAAAGGCCAUGGUCUUCCGCAAGAGGGAGUGUUGUCCCCUAUAUUAAUGAACAUAUACCUUGAUGUCUUUGACCAUGAAUUGUACAGACUUUCAAUGAAAUAUGAAGCUCUCAAUACAGAUGUCAACUUUGGUGGAGAGCAGUUACACUCCAAGUUGCGUAGCUGGUUUCGGAGGCAGCUGAAAGGAAAUGAUAUUGAAAACAGUAGUAAGGAGGGUUCAAGAAUUCAUUCAUGUCGCUUCAUGGACGAGUUAUUUUUUGCAGUUUCUGGAUCCAAAGAUGUUGCACUUGGUUUCAAGUCUGAGAUUGUAAAUUACUUGCAUAAUUGUUUGCACUUGGACGUUAAUAGUGAAGCGGAAAUAUUACCUAGUGCAGGACCUCGUGCAAUUUGCUUUUUGGGCACUUUGAUUAGAAGAACUGUGAAAGAAAGUCCAGCUAUAAGGGCUGCUCACAAGUUAAAAGAGAAAGUCAAGUUGUUUGCUUUGCAAAAACAAGAGGCUUGGGAUGUUGGGACUGUUACGAUUGGGAAGAAAUGGUUGGCUCAUGGUUUGAGAAAAGUUAAAGAGUCAGAGAUCAAGCAUUUAGCCGAUAGUAGUUCUCUUUUGAACCAAAUUUCCUGCUACCGCAAAGCUGGAAUGGAAACUGAUCACUGGUACAAAUUCUUACUUAAAGCAUGGAUGAAAGACAUGAAAGCCAAAGCAGCAGAGAGUGAGGAAUUUGUUUUGUCCAAGUAUGUUGCUGAACCGGCUGUUCCACAAGAACUAAGAGAAUCCUUUCAUGAAUUUCAGAAGCGUGCAGAGGAAUAUGUUAAAUCUGAGACUGCCUUGACUCUUGCUCUUUUGCCAAACUCUAGCUCCUCCUCUGAAAACAUCACAGAGAUCAUUGCUCCUGUUAAUGCCAUUAAUAAGCGUUUGUUACGAUAUGGAUUGAGCACGUCACAAGGUCACUCCCGUGCCAUUCCUGAACUAAUUUUACAAGAUGACAUCCAGAUCAUUGACUGGUUUUCGGGUAUUGUUCGUCGUUGGGUGAGAUUGUUUUUUGAUUGCCAGAACUUUGCUGAGUUAGAGCUCAUAAUUAGGAAUCAAGUUAUGAAAUCAUGCAUUCGUACUUUAGCCGCAAAGUACAGAGUUCAUGAAAAUGCAAUAGAGAAACGUUUUGAUUUAGAACUGAGCAGGAUUCCUUCCACCCAAGAGGGAGAGCAGGUGGUGGAAAAUGAGAAGUCUCACUCUCCAGCUUUCGAUAAUGAUGAGGCACUGAUGUAUGGAAUUUCUUGUAGUGGCUUAUGUUUACUGUCAUUAGCGAGAAUGGUGAGUCAGUCGCGGCGUUGCAGCUGUUUUGUUAUGGGGUGUUCAGCUGCAGCACCAAGUGUUUAUACCAUUCAUGUGAUGGAAAGACAGAAGUUUCCUGGAUGGAAGACUGGAUUUUCAACUUGUAUUCAUCCCAGCUUGAAUAAAAGGCGAAUUGGAUUGUGUAAACAGCAUUUAAAGGAUUUAUAUGUGGGUCAUAUAUCUCUUCAGUCCAUUGAUUUUAGUUCAUGGAAAUGA
Dovyalis caffra is the source of this 2418-nucleotide messenger RNA. The record is from the annotation of a GenBank genome assembly. Lineage: Eukaryota; Viridiplantae; Streptophyta; Magnoliopsida; Malpighiales; Salicaceae.